GUGCGUGAGAGCGUGCGAGCCAGGCGCGGGCUGUUGUGCUCCCGGCUGUGCUCGGUCCCUGCUCGGCGGGUGGCGCAGGCCCCGAAGCGGUGCGGUGCGGUGCGGCGCGGGGCGCGUCCCUCCCUCCCUCCCUUCCCUGCUCGUCCUGCCCGGCUCCCUCUCGCGCUGCGCGGUCUCUCGGACGGCAGACCGGCCCCGGCCCGGAUAUGGCUCGUGGACAGCAGAAGAUUCAGUCUCAACAGAAAAAUGCCAAAAAGCAGGCUGGACAGAAGAAGAAGCAAGGACAUGACCAAAAGGCUGCUGCCAAAGCGGCCCUAAUAUACACCUGCACCGUGUGUAGGACGCAGAUGCCGGACCCGAAGACCUUCAAGCAGCACUUUGAGAGCAAGCACCCCAAGACGCCCCUCCCCCCAGAGCUGGCCGAUGUGCAAGCGUAGAGUGGUUUACAGGUGAACUCCUGACACCUUUGACUCUUCUACUGUCUCAGACCUUAGGUAACAAACCUGCAGCUGCUUUUUUUAAACAAACUGUUGAUCAGCAGAAAUAAAGGGGCUACAGAAACACUCAUUUUUAUGCUGUUCCCUUUGGGCUUCAUGCAAAGAGAAUUCUGUGUAAAUGUACAGUUGACUCUGAUUUGGAAAUCUGAAGAAUCAGUCCAUUCUUGUUAUAAAAUUUUUUUACAAUUGUAAUUAUAUCGAUGUUCAUAUUGUGUAAAAUAACUCAUUUAAUAAAGUAGCGCUUUGAUUUUACCACAUCACAAGAUAAAUGGUUCUAGAAACUCUGUUCUAACUUCUUAUAAUUUGCCUUAUUGUAGGAGUGAAUCUCUGAGCUAGCUUGGCAGGAGCAACCCUCCCCGUUUCUCAGCGCAGCGGCAGGCUUGUGGAGCUAGUGCAGACCCGUUCAGUAGACUGUGCCCGUGAUUAAUAAGCAGGCAGCUGAUGGCGGUUGCGGCUGUGCGCGGUCGCGUGUCGUUCCCACCUCUGGCCAUCCCUGUGCUUGAUGUUGAGAAAUGGACACGUGUUCAGUGGCCUGGCUCCACUCCAGCCGUGGUGCGCUGUAGGUGUGACAGGUGCAGGUCACAAAAUUGGUAGGAUUGCCAGUGGGCCCUUCUCAGGAUUGGGUCCCAGGGUAUGUGCCAGAAUGAAAUGGUGGUUAAAAGUCAUUUAGUUAAUUUUAUGAAUGGAUCUUGGCAUUUAACAGAAAGAUUGGAAUGAUUUGUGCCAGGUCAAUUCCCAGAACAUUCUUUGUCUCUCAAGUAAGACGUAAUUUUAGGAACUUAGUGCUGGCUCCUAGUGUCUAGUGCCUGACUUGCACGUGAACUAGCAGAUGUUACAGUGGGCCAGGCUCACGUUUGUUCAGUUGGGUAAGGCAGAGUCUACUGGUGAAGGAAGACUAGUCUGGUGUUCUAGUUUUCUUUUGUUGCUGGUUUGAAGUAAUCAGAAGAACCUGAAGACAAGUGCUGACCGCUGCAUGUGGGCCUGUGGCGACAGGUGACUCCCCCCUUGGUGGCAGCGUAGUACACUCUGACACCUGGCUGGUGCCACUGAGCUUGGAGGGUGGUAUCUAGGGAGAUCCUCAGAGCCCUGUCCCCAGCCUCACUGAGUACAGCCCUUCUGUUACUCUGUUCAAUUUCCUGCCUUUCAGGCUGUUCGCUAAAAUGUUGCUGACUGAAAUUAGAUUUCACCUGUUUCCUGUGGAGCUCCCGGAUAUGCUAAUAAAAUGGCAGGGCUAGGGCUGAUGGACAUCGCUUUUUAGCACAGACUGGCUGCUACUCAGAGUAUUUCAUUUGUCUCACUGUAAUUCAGAAUAAACCUUUCGAUCUUGUAUUUAACUGUUGUGUAAGCACUAAAGACACUGCAUUUCAAUUUGUAUCUCAGAUAUGGAAUAGGUGACGAACCUCCCUUCUUAGCGCGGGGGAUUGCCAGCAUGGUCCUCUUUUGUGUUUCAGUUAAACUUGCUGUAAAGAGAAGAUGACAACUCAGACCUUUUUGUCAUUUAACUCGGAGAUUCCUUAACAGACGAAUCUGUUUAAAAACUGUUCCGUUGUCUUCAAAGGUGACACGAAGUAGCGAGAGGGAAUUGAUGUGUUUGUAUUCUGUAUUUAUGUUAGUUGUCGAAAGGAAUGGGGUUCACAUUCAGCUUGCUUCCGUACUCACCCCAUGUUUAGGGGACACACUCAUGUGUGCUGUAAUGUCUUAUUAAAGAUGGUAAAGAAAACGAAA
This is a messenger RNA of Mesocricetus auratus (golden hamster), 2222 nucleotides long. It is a transcript of the gene Znf706, whose product is annotated as zinc finger protein 706. Bases 207 to 437 code for a protein of 76 amino acids. NCBI's taxonomy places the organism in Eukaryota, Metazoa, Chordata, Mammalia, Rodentia, Cricetidae. The transcript has 4 exons. The record is from RefSeq and is a predicted model, not a curated record.